Molecule: messenger RNA, 2802 nt
Organism: Alternaria burnsii
Lineage: Eukaryota; Fungi; Ascomycota; Dothideomycetes; Pleosporales; Pleosporaceae
Product: dna mismatch repair protein msh2
Exons: 2
Coding region: 1-2802 (933 amino acids)
Biological process (GO): mismatch repair; mitotic recombination
Cellular component (GO): MutSalpha complex; nucleus
Molecular function (GO): mismatched DNA binding; ATP-dependent DNA damage sensor activity; ATP binding
Source: RefSeq, a predicted model, not a curated record
AUGGCAUCCCGACCAGAAAUCAAGGAGGAGGACGAGUCAGGCUUCUGCAAGUUCUUCCGCAACUUGCCUGACAAAGAUGACGAGACGGUGCGCAUCUUCGACCGGGGUGACUACUACAGCGCCCAUGGCGAAGAUGCCAAGUUCAUCGCAAACACAGUUUACAAAACCACAGCCGUCAUCCGUAAGCUGGGACGGGAACCGGGCCUCGAGUCGGUCACCAUGACCAUCACCGUUUUCCGCAACUUCCUCCGCGACGCACUCUUCAGACUUAGCAAGCGUAUCGAGAUAUGGCAAUCUACAGGCAAGCGGAUGGACUGGAAGGUGGUCAAGCAGGCCUCACCCGGUAAUCUGCAGGACCUAGAAGACGAACUGGGUGGUCAGAUGGAGAAUGCACCAAUAAUAUUAGCAGUCAAAGUGUCAGCAAAAGCAUCAGAAGCGCGCAAUGUGGGCGUGUGCUUCGCAGACGCAAGUGUACGAGAGCUUGGCGUCACAGAGUUCCUCGACAACGACCUCUACUCCAACUUCGAAUCGCUUCUGAUUCAGCUGGGCGUGAAAGAGUGCCUGAUACAGGUCGAUACAUCCAAGAAGGAUGUGGAGCUGGGCAAACUUCGGACCAUCGCCGACAACUGCGGUUGUGCGGUAGCAGAGCGGUCGGCGACGGACUUUGGCACAAAGGACAUUGAACAGGAUCUCCCGCGGCUACUGAAGGACGAACGGGCAGCCGGCUCGUUGCCAUUGACAGAUCUGAAGCUGGCCAUGGGCUCGGCUGCAUGCUUGAUCCGGUACCUGGGACUCAUGUCAGACUCUUCCAACUUCGGACAAUACCAGCUCUACCAACACGACCUCUCACAAUACAUGAAGCUCGACGCUGCGGCGCUGAAGGCACUCAACCUCAUGCCUGGACCACGAGACGGCGCAAAGAAUAUGAGCCUGUACGGGCUGCUUAAUCACUGCAAGACACCUACUGGUAGCCGACUACUAGCACAAUGGUUGAAGCAGCCUCUGAUGAACGUCAAGGACAUUGAGCGACGGCAGCAGCUGGUUGAGGCCUUCGUCAAUGACACUGAGCUGAGACAGACGAUGCAAGAAGAACACUUACGUUCAAUACCAGAUCUGUACCGACUUGCAAAGAAGUUUCAACGCAAGGCCGCAAAUUUGGAAGACGUUGUGCGAGCAUAUCAAGUCGUCAUCCGGUUACCCGGCUUUCUCAGCUCCCUUGAGGCGGUGAUGGACGAGCAGUACAAGGAACCGCUCGAUGCGGAGUACACAGACAAGCUUCGCCAAUACAUGACGGCAUUCGCGGGACUACAAGACAUGGUGGAGACGACAGUGGAUCUCGAAGCGCUCGACAACCACGAGUUUAUCAUCAAGCCUGAGUUCGAUGAAUCGUUAAAGACUAUCCGGAAGCGUCUGGAUAAGCUCAAGCGCGACAUGGAGUCAGAGCAUAUGCGUGUGGGCGAUGACCUCAAUCAAGACACUGAUAAGAAGCUUUUCCUGGAAAACCACAAGGUCAAUGGCUGGUGCUUCCGACUUACUCGUAACGAAGCCGGCUGUAUCAGACAAAAGAAGCAAUACCAGGAGAUCUCGACACAGAAGAACGGUGUGUACUUCACCACUAACACACUACAAGAAAAGCGACGAGAGUUCGACCAGCUCUCCGAGAACUACAACCGCACUCAAUCCGGUCUUGUCAACGAGGUCGUCUCAGUAGCAUCAUCCUACGUUCCCGUCGUCGAGAAACUCGCCGCCGUGCUCGCACACCUCGAUGUCAUCGUCUCCUUCGCCCACGUCUCUGUUCACGCACCGACCUCCUAUGUUAGACCCACAAUGCAUGCGCGCGGCACUGGCAACACCGUCUUGACAGAGGCACGUCACCCUUGCAUGGAGCAGCAAGACGACAUAUCCUUCAUUACAAAUGAUGUUUCACUCGUACGCGACUCCAGCGAAUUCCUAAUCAUCACUGGUCCCAACAUGGGUGGAAAAUCUACAUAUAUCCGCCAGAUUGGCGUCAUCGCCCUCAUGGCACAGAUUGGCUGUUUCGUCCCAUGUUCAGAAGCUGAGCUGACCAUCUUUGACUGUAUACUUGCUCGUGUCGGUGCAAGCGACAGCCAGAUCAAGGGCGUGUCAACCUUCAUGGCCGAGAUGUUGGAAACAGCAAACAUUCUCAAGUCUGCCACAAAAGAGUCCCUCAUCAUCAUCGACGAGCUUGGUCGCGGAACAAGUACGUAUGAUGGUUUUGGUCUUGCCUGGGCGAUUUCCGAAUACAUCGUGAAGGAAAUUGGUGCUUUCGCGUUGUUCGCCACACAUUUCCAUGAGUUGACCGCGCUUGUGGACACAUAUCCACAGGUGCAGAAUUUACACGUCGUAGCCCACAUCUCAGAAGGCACUGCUCCUGCCAAUGGUGAUGCAGAUGCAGAUGUCGACAUGGACGCCACCGCUGUGCAGAAGAAACGCGAAGUCACUCUCCUAUACAAAGUCGAACCUGGCUUCUCAGAUCAGUCUUUUGGUAUCCACGUCGCAGAACUCGUCCGUUUCCCACAAAAGGUCAUUAACAUGGCGAAGCGGAAGGCAGAUGAACUGGAAGACUUUGCAGGCAAACAUGAGGAAGGUUACGUGCAAGCGAGUAAGGAGGAGGUGGAGGACGGAAGUCGCAUGCUGAAAGAAGUAUUGGAGAAGUGGAAGGAAGAGGUACAGAGCAAGGGGCUAACGAAGAAGCAACAAGUAGAGAGGAUGAGGGAGCUGGUCAAGGAGAACCCGAAGCUCAUGGCGAAUGGAUUUUUCAAAGGCAUUCAGGCCUUGUGA